Fimicolochytrium jonesii is the source of this 748-nucleotide messenger RNA. RefSeq names its product Translin. Gene Ontology annotation, cellular component: cytoplasm; nucleus. Bases 79 to 492 code for a protein of 137 amino acids. Gene Ontology annotation, biological process: RNA metabolic process. Gene Ontology annotation, molecular function: single-stranded DNA binding; sequence-specific DNA binding; RNA binding. The record is from RefSeq and is a predicted model, not a curated record. The transcript is spliced from 4 exons. Lineage: Eukaryota; Fungi; Chytridiomycota; Chytridiomycetes; Spizellomycetales; Powellomycetaceae.
GUGGAACUACACCCUCCAGCAAGGUACGCGCGCGCCACUUAUUCAUUACGCCUCCCCAAAGCUCAUCAAUCCCCUCGAAUGCCAUCCACCACCCCAGCCGUCUUUCUGGCAGCCUACACGACCUACCUCGAAACUGAGCGCCUGAUCACCAUCGAAGAAGUGGAACGAGCCCUGGGAAUCAGAGUCAACCUCCGGGGCGAUAUAGACGAGUUUCAUGUCGGGAUUGAGGAUUUCCUGCAUGGGAUUGUGUCGUUGACGGGGGAGUUGGCCAGGUUGGCUGUUAAUUGCGUGACGCACGGCGACUUUGCAAAGCCUCUCCGAAUCUCAAAGUUCGUCGGCGACCUCUACUCCGGCUUCCAACUCCUCAACCUCAAAAACGACACGCUGCGCAAACGGUUCGAUUCGAUCAAGUACGAUAUCAAGAAGAUCGAGGAGGUUGUUUACGAUAUCUCGCUGAGGGGUUUGGCGGAAAAGAAGGAGGAGACUGCUUGAGGAGUGGUAAAGAGAUGAAGAGGGGUCGUAUCGGGGGGGAUGCCCGCUGGCCGUAUGUGCUUUUUCCCUGGGCAUUUGGAGGUGCGAGCGGGGAUAUGUAGGGUGUUUUGAAUCGGCGUAUGGAGUUAAUGUAGGGCAUGUAGAGGAGUGUAGCGUAGCGCAGAGGAAGGGACGGAGACUGGGGAGCCUUCCGAUACUGGAGUGUAGCUUUUUUGAUAUGUGAUUUCAUCCUCUGUGAAGUCUCAAGACCCCUGGG